Gaeumannomyces tritici R3-111a-1 is the source of this 491-nucleotide messenger RNA. RefSeq lists its product as hypothetical. The transcript has a single exon. Bases 12 to 491 code for a protein of 159 amino acids. Gene Ontology annotation, molecular function: oxidoreductase activity. NCBI's taxonomy places the organism in Eukaryota, Fungi, Ascomycota, Sordariomycetes, Magnaporthales, Magnaporthaceae. The record is from RefSeq and is a predicted model, not a curated record.
CCGUCGGCCCCAUGGGCGGGCUGGGCGAGAACCCGCGCCCCUUCAAGCGCGACGUCGGGCCCGGCGUCAACAUGCGCUACGCAAACUACACCACGGUCCGCAACCUCCUCCGCGCCCCCGACGUCGACGCCUUCCGCCUCGUGUCCGAGGGCAUCAAGGAGACGGCCGAGAUCGGCCCGCACGGCGGCGGCCACUACGUCAUGGGCGGAGACCCGGGCGGCGACGUCUUCACCUCCCCCAACGACCCGGCCUUCUUCGUCCACCACGGCCAGAUGGACCGCGUCUGGGCCCUGUGGCAGGAGAUGGACCCGGCCGCGCGCCACUCGGACCUCGGCAGCGGCCUGUACGCCCACCAGACCUGGUGGAACGCUCCCCCCAGCGCCCUCACCAGCAUGGGCGAGGUCCUCGACCUCGGCUACGCUGCCGGUAACAUUACCAUUAAGGAGGUCAUGGACACGACCAAGGGCCCUUUCUGUUAUUUCUACCAGUAA